Brenthis ino (lesser marbled fritillary) is the source of this 243-nucleotide messenger RNA. Lineage: Eukaryota; Metazoa; Arthropoda; Insecta; Lepidoptera; Nymphalidae. The record is from the annotation of a GenBank genome assembly.
AUGAAGAUCAACAAAGCCAGCAUGAUAAGCACCGUGCCGCCAAACAGAGUGGAUUCUUCGCGGGGGGUAGCAACCGGCAAAAUAGCUGCUGAUUCGAAGUUGCAGUUGUGCGGCUGGGGUGGGCAGAGUGGCUACGCUCUUGAAGGAUGCGUGGACACUGGCCUGCUUCGGCCGCCGCAACCUCACACCAGUCAACUUGGUACCGUGUAUGCUACUAAACGAAGGCGAAGGAAUGGGAAAAGG